CCUGAGGCGCCAGUUAGGAGGAAACUCGCCCACACUCGGGGGCCACUCCACAUCGGCUCAACUUAAGCCACAGGUUUGAGGGACUCCUCCGGGACAGCCGUGCCGGCUCCACCUGAGCCACAAGUCUAGGACACUCCUCCAGGUCAUCCUCCAGCCCCCACGAUCCUCCGCCAGCCGCCGGGACCUCCUCAGAGACCGAGCGAGGACAACGCACAACUCAGCUGGGUGGGCACAAGCCGGAAACGUCUUCCCGGCCCGCCCCCUGCCCUCCGGAGCCGGAAAUACGGCGCUAGCAGCCGGCCCAUCGCCUUCCGCGGUCCACGCCGCAUCAUGCUCCGCGGCCCCUGCCGCCGCCUCGGGGCCUCCGUAGCGCCCGCCGCGGCCCUGGCUGUGGUGCUGGUGUCGCUGGUGCGCUGCUCGCUGCUGGAGCCGGGAGACCCAGUGGUUUCGGCGCUCAGCCCCUACUUCGGCACCAAGACUCGCUACGAGGAUGCCAAUCCCGGGCCGACGCCGGACCCUGCGGCACCGCGGCGGGACCCGGAGCUGCUGGAGGGCACUUGCACUCCCGUGCAGCUGGUCGCUCUCAUCCGUCACGGCACCCGCUACCCCACGGCCAAACAAAUUCGCAAACUGCGACAGCUACACGGGCUGCUGCAGGCCCGCGGGCCGAGUGGUAACAGCGGCAGCGCUGCCAGCGGACGCGACCUGAGUGCGGCGCUGGCAGAUUGGCCGCUGUGGUACGCGGACUGGAUGGACGGGCAGCUGGUGGAGAAGGGGCGGCAGGACAUGCGACAGCUCGCGCUGCGUCUGGCCUCGCUCUUCCCUUCCCUCUUCAGCCGCGAGAACUACGGUCGCCUGCGGCUUGUCACCAGCUCCAAGCACCGCUGCGUUGAUAGUGGCGCCGCUUUUCUGGAGGGGCUUUGGCAGCACUACCACCCGGGACUGCCACCUCCAGAUGUCGCAGAAAUGGAGUGUGGACUUCCAAGGAUUAAUGAUAAACUAAUGAGGUUCUUUGAUCAUUGUGAGAAGUUUCUAACUGAAGUAGAAAGGAAUGCUACGGCUCUUUACCAUGUUGACGCCUUCAAAACUGGACCAGAAAUGCAGAACAUUUUAAAAAAAGUUGCAGCUACUUUGCAAGUGCCAGUAAGUGAUUUAAAUGCAGAUUUAAUUCAGGUAGCUUUUUUCACCUGUUCAUUUGACCUGGCAAUUAAAGGUGUUAAAUCUCCUUGGUGUGAUGUUUUUGACAUAGAUGAUGCAAAGGUAUUGGAGUAUUUAAAUGAUCUGAAACAAUACUGGAAAAGAGGAUAUGGCUAUACUAUUAACAGUAGAUCUAGCUGCACUCUGUUUCAGGAUAUCUUUCAGCACUUGGACAAAGCAAUUGAACAGAAACAAAGGUCUCAGCCAGUUUCUUCUCCAGUCAUCCUCCAGUUUGGUCAUGCAGAAACCCUUCUUCCACUGCUUUCUCUCAUGGGCUACUUCAAAGAUAAGGAGCCCCUAACAGCUUACAAUUACAAGGAACACAUGCAUCGGAUGUUCCGUAGUGGUCAUAUUGUACCCUAUGCCUCAAACUUGAUGUUUGUGCUUUACCAUUGUGAAAAUGCUAAGAAUCCUAAAGAAGAAUUCCAAGUGCAGAUGUUGUUGAAUGAAAAGGUGUUACCCUUUGCUCACUCCCAAGAAACUGUUUCUUUGUAUGAGGAUCUGAAGGACCAUUACAAGGACAUCCUUCAGAGUUGUCAUACCAGUGAAGAAUGUGAAUUACAAAAGGUAAAUAGCACAUCUGAUGAGCUAUGAGUAACUAGAGAACAUUUUUAAUUCAUCAGGAUCUAUAGAGAGUGAUUGGAUACUUGGAAUAGGUGGACAGUCCUUUGAUUACAGAAGGCUUUCACAUUACUUGGGUAUUUCUGUCUUUUCACAGAAAAAUGUUGAUUUCUUUUUGGAUUUGAACAUGGAUAUGAAAGAAAUUGUUCACUGGAGCAGCUCUCUUAAGGGGAGCAGUAGAGAGCAAAAAUCUAUUUAAGAAACAUCUGGCACUGCAAAUGUUUACAGAAACAAAAUUUCUCCUAUUUCUCUUCCUCUAUUUCUAUGAGAUAAAAUAUGAUUUCAAAAUGAUACUUGAAAAAUGUUGGAGCAACAAAAUAUAAUGUCAUCUAUAAGUUCAUUGAAUUAAGUCUAGGAACUUUAACAAUUGUACUAUGGUCCUCUCUUUUUUCCUCAGGUAGGACUGUUCUAGAAUUUAUUCUCUGUCUUAAUCAGAAAUAGUUGAUAAACUGGGAUUAUCACUUUGGAAGAAAACUAACAUCUCUCUAGUUGAGAGUUGUUGAAACAGUAAUAAGAAACAUUUAGAGUCUUAUUUCAAAGGACACCUUCACUGAAGCAAGACAAAAAAUAAAAUAAGUAAACAUUUUUAUUAAUAGUAUUUAUAAAGUAUUCAAACACUUUUCAGUAAUUCCUUUUAACCUCCCAGUAAGUAUUACAAGGCUACUGUUAAAUUAUUUAUCGUACCGGUUUUACAUAUAUAUAACAAUGGAAGGACAAAGAGGACCAUUAGCAACAGGUCAGGUGCAUAGAAUCAAAGUUUAUUAAAUCCAUUAUUUAGCUAUCUUUUUCAUUCUAUCAGUUGUAUUUUUAUAUUUUGCUAUUAUAUGAAAUGUGUAUUUUGGUGGUUUAUUUCUUUAAUUUGUUUGGUUUUGUGUGUGGUGCUUUUUUUUUUUUUU
This is a messenger RNA of Choloepus didactylus (southern two-toed sloth), 2714 nucleotides long. RefSeq names its product multiple inositol-polyphosphate phosphatase 1 (gene MINPP1). Gene Ontology annotation, molecular function: inositol phosphate phosphatase activity; acid phosphatase activity. NCBI's taxonomy places the organism in Eukaryota, Metazoa, Chordata, Mammalia, Pilosa, Megalonychidae. Bases 331 to 1791 code for a protein of 486 amino acids. The transcript has 5 exons. The record is from RefSeq and is a predicted model, not a curated record.